AUGGACAGCGACAUCCUCAUGUCGGAUGCCGGGGUCGAGCCAGUCGCCAAAGCGCGACACUUCGUGGUCGCCGUCGACUUUGGAACCACCUUUUCGUCCGUGGCGUACGUGGGCUACACCAACCCCAACCAGCGCCGCCGCAUCGAACUCCGACAGGUCGAGACGAUCGAUCGAUAUCCGGACCAUCCCUACGGCAACUUCCCUUGCAAUGAUGUGCCCACCGAGAUCUGGUACGCGCACAAGACCGAGCGGACUGGCCUGUCCACCAGAGACGACUCGGGCUACCAGAGCAGCAGCGCCGACGGCGAGGAGGACGACGAUACGCCGUUCGGCGACCUUUGUGUGCCCCAAACCCCAGAACCCGAGCUUCUCAAUAAUGGGGAGGACCCAGUCCUCUCAUCGCUCUGGGGCUACGGAGUCCAAGACCAGGUCAAGGAGGCAGACUAUGAGGCAGACCAUGCGAGGCGGUUGACGCGAUUCAAACUCCUUCUUGACAACAGCGAGCAUACCGCUAGCGUCAGAAGCGGUCUCUACGAGACAUGCAAGACACUCAAAACGAUGCAUCUCAUCAAGGACAAUGUCGAUGUGAUCGGCGACUAUCUGGCACACCUGUUCCGUCACACCAAAAAGAGACUGAUCGAUUCGGAGGGAUACACAGCCGACUCGACGGUCGAAUUUGUUCUCUGCGUCCCGGCCGUCUGGAACGGUAAUGCCAAUCGCCAGAUGCAGCUCGCCAUGGCCAGAGCAAUCAGCAAUUCCGGAUUCGGGCAGCUACAAAACGAGAGUGUCGAUAACUUGUUCAUCGUCACCGAGCCUGAAGCCGCCGCCGCGUGCGUGUUGGCGAGCGAGAAGACCCGCCUCAAGAUCGGCGAGACCUUCAUCCUACUGGACGCAGGCGGCGGCACGGUCGAUGCCAUCACGUACACCGUUGACAGAGACAUCCCUCUCCGGUUGAAGACGGAGGAAGUGGCCCCUAAAGGCGGCCUCUAUGGAUCGAGUUUUGUCAACGAGCGGUUCGAGAAGCUGCUCCGGGAGCGGCUGAACAGUGAAUCAUACCUGGAACAGAACGGUGAGACCCUGCAGAACAUCAUCGACAGACUGGUGGUCGAUUUCGAACGCCGGGAAAAAAAGAAGCUGGACGCCAUGUUCCCCAAUAAAAUUGUCGAUUGUACUAUCAAGGUGCCUGGACUCAGAGAGAGCAGGGAAAGGCGGUUUCUCAACGGCCGGAUGACUCUCCGACGAAAGGAGAUCAAGGACCUCUUCCGCCCUUCUUUGGAAGGGGUUGCCGAGAUUAUGAGAGACCAGCUGACCAAGGCGCGCAAGAAAGGGUGCCAAGUUAGUAAAGUCAUUCUCAUGGGUGGAUUCGGCCAGUCGGAAGCGCUGGCCUCGUACCUGAAAGGGGUAUUGGCCACCGAGUACAGUGCCGAGGGCCAAAAGGUGAUCCUCGACUCGUCCAAGCUCCAGUCUACGGCAGUGGCAUGUGGUGCCGUGCUCCGAGCACUGCGCAAGGAGGACGGACCUGCACGCGUGUUGCAAUUAAGCUACGGCUUCCUGCGCAGCGAGCCUUACGGCGACCACAAGGAGCAUUCUAAGCAGAAGGCCAAGCUGGACAAGAUCGAUGGGGUCCGAUACGUCGAUAACACCAUCUGCUGGAUCAUCAACAAGGGUGACGUGCUGGAUUCGGAAUAUGUGGUGGAGCUGUCAGUGGUGUACACCUUUGCCGACGACGGGAGUAAAUGGGCAGCCUGUGAGACACUGUACGUGUCGGACGGCCGCCACGAGUCUCACUAUCGCCGAGAGCAUGCCGAGAACCAAGGUGCCCAAGUGGCCGGCUUCGUCGACAUCGACCUGACGCCUCUGAAGGAAUCAGGACAGAUCAAGCGCCAGCCUCACCCCAAGUCCGGAAUGUGCCCUUACUGGAAGAUCACGGGCACGCUCCGAGUCUUUGUCAGUGGCCGGAACCUACGCUACGUGGUCAUUCCUGACGGUGGCAACGGCAAUACCAGUCGCGUGGGUGGCGAGUGCAUCGCAGCCGCGUUUCGACCGGGGACGGAAUAG
Messenger RNA from Capronia epimyces CBS 606.96, 2058 nucleotides. RefSeq lists its product as uncharacterized. Bases 1 to 2058 code for a protein of 685 amino acids. Lineage: Eukaryota; Fungi; Ascomycota; Eurotiomycetes; Chaetothyriales; Herpotrichiellaceae. The record is from RefSeq and is a predicted model, not a curated record. The transcript is spliced from 8 exons.